Messenger RNA from Thecamonas trahens ATCC 50062, 1234 nucleotides. RefSeq lists its product as uncharacterized. The record is from RefSeq and is a predicted model, not a curated record. NCBI's taxonomy places the organism in Eukaryota, Apusomonadida, Apusomonadidae. Bases 97 to 969 code for a protein of 290 amino acids. The transcript has a single exon.
CGCUCGUGCCCCGGCCACUGUGCACAGCUAGCUGCUCGUUGUCGCUGCGCCAGGCCGGAGACAGCAACACAGGUGAAUUGGCCGGAAGAGACGGAUAUGGACCACAACAGCAUGGAGGCUAUGGUGUUCUACUCGGGCUCAACGCUGCGGAAGAAGGUGUGGAAGGAGCACAGCAUUGCGCUCCGCGGCGCACAGGUCUUUCACUUUUACCGCACAGGCAAGCCGAAGGAGGUCAUCGCCCUGACACACGACGUCGAGAUCGACGUGGCUGGACACAACGAGGACGUGCUCGGCAGGCUUAACUGCCUGCGGCUCUCGGACGGCAACGGCCGCUCGUGGACCUUUUCCUUUGGCUCGUACGAGACGGCGUGCGCGUGGGCGUCGGCCCUCGCCGCCGCCCGCAAGUCUGCCGAUGACGAGCCCGACGUCGACCUUGACGCGCAUGUCUGGUACUGGGGCUCGACGCUGCGCAAGCGCAAGUGGAAGUACCACUCGCUCUCCAUCCGCGACUGCAACCUGUAUCACUACCGCGAGAACGGGUCGGUCAAGGAGACCUUUGUCCUUGCGCCCGGCGACGCCGUCGAGCUCGACGAGGGCGGGAGCCACGGCAAGCCGAACCAGCUCACUAUCACCGUGGCUGGCAAGGAGACCGUCUUUGCAUUUACCUCGUGGGAGGAAGCCAGAAUAUGGUCUGUCUCCAUUCUGGCCGCCACGGGCGUCAAGCCGUCCAAAGACGACGCCGCCAUUCUGCGCUCGCUCUCCACCUUUAACGGCGCUGCCAUCGACCACUCGUCUGAUUCGGACUCGGACGACGGUCCGGCCACCCCAGCCGUCUUGAAUCUGCCCUCCAAGUACCGCGACCCAGCGCUCGAGGCUCCGCUUGCCUCGCUUCACGACAACGACUUUGACUCGUAUGACGACGACGACACGUACGGCUCGCCGCCGCCGCCUGCGGACAUCCGCUCAUGACCGACAGGGACGGCCAAGAGCAUCAAGCUGCACGUCUCACAGCGGGUACGGGCUCCCGACCAUGUGCCUCGAGGGGUCAAUCCUCGGGGCGCGCGUCUGCGGCUCUUCGUCAUCGGUGGACGACGAGGUCGAUGAGGAUGUUGACGCCGACGACCCCGACCCCGAGCCCGCAGGCUGGACCACGAGAACGUGGCCGUCGCAGGAGAGCGCCGUGCUGGCGACAAAGUGCACAGCGUCGCCAAACGAGCUAAACGCGACCGGAACC